Messenger RNA from Macroventuria anomochaeta, 1233 nucleotides. RefSeq lists its product as uncharacterized. Bases 1 to 1233 code for a protein of 410 amino acids. The transcript has a single exon. Lineage: Eukaryota; Fungi; Ascomycota; Dothideomycetes; Pleosporales; Didymellaceae. The record is from RefSeq and is a predicted model, not a curated record.
AUGUCAGACCACUGGACCAUCAACUCCGACUCUAUGCACGAUCGUGAUCUCGACUACGCGGAAAUCUUCCGUGAAGCCCCCUACCAUGGCAAGCACAGCUGCUGGAACGACGUCCUACGAGCCGCUUCCCGACCUCCUCUACGCAGGGGCGGAUGGCGUCCUAUCACUUCCCCACCUCCACCAGGCUUUCCCGAUUUUAAUGAGUUCUACCGGGGGGUUAAGCUAGAUAUCAAUUUCCUCUUCACGCUCCCAGAGUUCUGGCACUGGGAUCAUCCUCAAUUCGGAUAUGAGGUCGAGCUUCAUGACAUGGACCUUCUGCAUUCUGAGAGGAUGUCUUUGAUUGAUCUCUUCAUGAGGGGUCCAGUGAGCCCGCUGUGGUACGACAGGCUGCAUGAGGCGGAGAAGGCUCUCAGACGAAGUCAUCGUGGAGCGAUCCACAAACGUACAGUUCGACGCAUCGAGCAAUUAGAAGACGACCUUAAGCAAGCUAAGGACGAGGGAGCUGAGGAACAGAUCAAACAGAUCCAGCGACAGCUCCGGGAUUGCCGGGCAUCUGAGCUUGCUAUCGGUCUUGGUCGCACAGUUCUGGUUAACGUCCUUGAGCCAACUAGAUCUCCACACAGUCCCUGUCUUGGGCAGGUCGUCUACAUCAACGAGAGACCACGCUCUGCUUCAGACGCUCACCUGCAUCAUCACUCACUUCGCCUGUCUCGAUCGCGAGACACACCAAUCCCACCGCGCACAAUCCCUGUCCCCAAGCGCGAGCAGACAAAGCCUAUCCCCACCAAUAACCACUUCACGCCUAUUGAUAUCGCCAUCCACCGCCGUCCAUCCUCGCGUUACGACAGGACAGAAGCCGAACGCCCAUCGACGACCUCUUCUGCUAUCAACAUUGAAAAUUCACGUUUCUUCCACCCACCAGCAUUCAUUAUGUCCUUGCCAUCUUUAGAUGACAUGAAGGAGAAGAGCCAGAGCGUCGGUCUCGAUAUCAGAGACUUCGUGGAGCAUCUCGAAACCGACACCCAGGAGCUGGAGUGGCUGGCGAAGGGCUACAGGAGGAGCUAUGAGAGAGUGCGUGCUGAACUCGAAGACACAGAUAGAUUCGGACUGGGAGGUGCGGAUGUGGAUGGUACGAAGUGGGAGUUCGAACCUCUUCCGGACUUGGGUGAGGGCACCAGACUGGGAAAGGAGAAGGGAAAGAGGAAGGGGAAGGAGCGCGCUAGGGAUGUUUGA